Nothobranchius furzeri (turquoise killifish) is the source of this 1279-nucleotide messenger RNA. Lineage: Eukaryota; Metazoa; Chordata; Actinopteri; Cyprinodontiformes; Nothobranchiidae. The record is from RefSeq and is a predicted model, not a curated record.
CAAUCUGCUGGUUGUAUUAAGUUUAAAUUUUUUACCUGUUCUUUAGAAUUCUGAGAUGAAUGUAACAUACAUUACUCUUGAUGGUCAUGUGGAGGUGGAAAAAUACCGGUUCCUUUAUUUUGUCAUCAUGCUUAUAGCAUAUAUUUUAAUUUUGUGCAGCAAUUUUACCAUUGUUUAUCUCAUUGUGGUUCACAAAGAUCUUCACGAGCCGAUGUAUGUAUUUAUUGCUGCUCUGUUGAUCAACUCUAUUCUUUUGAGCACGGUGGUCUAUCCAAAACUCCUGAUUGACUUUCUAUCAGAAAAACAGAUCAUAUCUUAUCAAGCCUGUCUCUUUCAGAUUUGUGUUUAUUACGCUAUAAGUGGUUCAGAGUUCUUACUGUUGGCAGCCAUGGCCUAUGACAGAUAUGUGUCCAUAUGUAAACCUCUGCAUUAUCCAACAAUCAUGAGAAAAGCCACUGUGAUCAUUUUGCUGGUUUUAUCCUGGCUUUUACCUGUUUGUCACACGGCUGUGCCAGUCAUAGGAAAUGCUCAAACCCAGCUGUGUAGCUUUACUUUGAAAGGUAUAUUCUGCAACAAUUCAAUUAACCACCUUUUUUGUGUGAAUUCCAGAGCACUGUUAAUAUUUGGUUUGGUUGUUCUGUUCAAUAUUAGCUUGCUUCCUUUGCUGUUUAUACUCUUUACAUACACAAUGAUAUUCAUAACAACUUAUAAAAGUUGUGGACAAGUCAGAAAGAAGGUUGCUAACACUUGUUUACCUCACCUGCUGGUCUUAAUAAACUAUUCUUGCUUGUUUACCUUUGAAAUGACUAUAGUUAGACUGGAUUCUGAUAUUGCAAAGACAGCACGUUUUGUUAUGGCAAUACAAAUGAUUACUUGCAAUCCUCUUUGCAAUCCAAUCAUAUAUGGAAUAAAAAUGAAAGAGAUAUAUAAACACCUCAAAAGACUGCUCUGUCAAACCAAGCCUGCAGUUAAAAAUAUUAGAGCAAAUGUAAAUGUAAACUACAACUGCAAGGAAUCAAUGGAUUCCAAGCCAACCUAUGCCAUAGGGAGCAACCCCGGUUUCACACUGGAAGCAGCAGUGGCGCGAAAUGGCAGUGGAAAAGUUUACUCGAGAACUUUAAAGCAGUCCUUUUCACACCGGGAGAGUCUUGCCCGCGGCACAACUUCUUCGCUGUGUUCUUCACUGGACUUGCGAGAUCACAAGAACCCUCGAGACUUCAAAAGAAAAAAAGCCAUGAAAAUCACACCGCUGCACUUAAAGGGACAAUACUGGGAAUAA